This is a messenger RNA of Loxodonta africana (African savanna elephant), 2286 nucleotides long. Its product is annotated as protein-arginine deiminase type-4. Gene Ontology annotation, cellular component: nucleus; cytoplasm. Gene Ontology annotation, biological process: chromatin remodeling. The transcript is spliced from 16 exons. Lineage: Eukaryota; Metazoa; Chordata; Mammalia; Proboscidea; Elephantidae. Gene Ontology annotation, molecular function: histone arginine deiminase activity; calcium ion binding. The record is from RefSeq and is a predicted model, not a curated record. The coding region runs from base 42 to 2066 and encodes 674 amino acids.
CCAGAGGCUUCCUGCAGCCGGAGGGAGGAGCUGGCGGGGCAAUGGCUCAGGCACCAGUGAUCCGUGUGGCCCCAGAGCAGCCCACCCAUGGUGUGUGUGUGCUGGGCACUGAGUCUCGGGUCGACGUCUUCAGCUCUGCCCCCAAGGGCUGCACGUCCUUCAGCAUCAGUGCCUCCCCAGAAGUGGUCGUGAAUGUUGCCCACGUCCGUCCAGUCAAGAAGAAGCCCACAGGUUCUUCCACAUGGCCCCUGGGCCCUAGGCUGGAGGUGACCAUGACAAUGAAGGCUCCUAGCAAUAGUACAGAUGACCAGAAGGUUCGAAUUUCAUACUAUGGACCUGAGUCCCAGCCAACCCAAGCUCUGCUCUACCUCACUGGAGUUGAAAUCUCCCUGCUCACAGACAUCACCCGCACGGGCAAAGUGAAGCCGGGCAAAGUGAAGCCGACCAGAAAAGCCAGGAACAACCAGAGGACCUGGACCUGGGGCCCUCACGGACAGGGCGCCAUCCUCCUGGUGAACUGUGACAAAGACAAUCCCAAAUCCUCCACCAUGGACUUCAAGAAUAAUGAAGUGAAUAACAGCAAAGAUCUCCAAGACAUGUCGCUGAUGACCUUGAGCACAAAGACCCCCAAGGACUUCUUCACCAAGUAUCAGCUGGUGCUCCAUGUGGCCAAAUCAGAGAUGAGCAAAGUGCGCGUAUUUCAUGAGAAAUGGAGCAAGUCGCCCUCCAAGUACGAGGAGGUCCUGGGACCCAAGCAGCCAUCUCAUGCCCUGGAGCUCCCUGGUGGCCAGCAAAGCACCAACUUCUAUGUGGAGGCCCUCGAUUUCCCAGACGCAAGCUUCUCGGGGCUCAUUUCCCUCGGCAUCUCCCUGCUGGAUACAUCCAACCCAGAGAUUCCUGAAGCACUGGUUUUCCAAGAUAGCGUGACCUUCCGCGUGGCCCCAUGGAUUAUGACCCCCAACACCCAGCCCCCGCAGGAGGUGUAUGUGUGCAGGAUUUCUGAAAACAAGGACUUCCUGAAGUCAGUAACUGCUCUGGCCAAGAAAGCCAAGUGCAAGCUGACCAUCUGCCCCAUGAAAGAGAACAAGAACGACCAGUGGAUACAGGAUGAAAUAGAGAUUGGCUACAUCCAAGCCCCGCAUAAAACGCUGCCGGUGGUCUUCGACUCCCCACGGAACAGAGGCCUGAAGGACUUCCCCAUCAAGAGCUUGCUGGGUCCAGAUUUUGGCUAUGUGACUCGAGAGAGCAAAAUAGGGCAGAUCACCGGCCUCGACUCAUUUGGGAAUCUGGACGUGAGCCCCCCAGUCACAGUUGGGGAGAAGGAAUAUCCACUCGGCAGGAUUCUCAUCGGGAACAGCAGUUACCCCAGCAAUGACAGCCGAGAGAUGCACUGGGCCCUGCAGACCUUCCUUGAUGCCCAGCAGGUGCAGGCCCCUGUGAAGCUCUAUUCUGACUGGCUGGAUGUGGGCCACGUGGACGAGUUCCUGAGCUUUGUGCCAGCAAAGGACAGAAAGGGAUUCCGUCUGCUUCUGUCCAGCCCGAGAGCCUGCUACAAAUUGUUCCAGAAGCAGGAAGAGGAGGGCCAUGAAGAGGCUGUGCUGUUUGAAGGGGUCGAGACAGAAAAAGGGCAGCAGAAAAUAAAGCACAUUCUAUCGAACAAGAAAUUGAGAGACCAUAACUCAUAUGUGGAGCGCUGCAUUGACUGGAACCGAGAGGUGCUGAAGCGGGAACUGGGCCUGGAGGAGUGUGACAUCAUCGACAUCCCCCAGCUCUACAGGCUCCUGAAGGACGACAACGCGACCCUCAAGGCAGAAGCCUUUUACCCAAACAUGGUGAACAUGCUGGUGCUGGGGAAAUACCUGGGCAUCCCCAAACCCUUCGGACCCAUCAUCAAGGGCCGCUGCUGCCUAGAGGAGGAGGUGCGGUCCCUGCUGGAGCCUCUGGGCUUGCACUGCAUCUUUAUCGACGACUUUGACUCCUACCACGUUCAUCGCGGGGAGGUGCACUGCGGCACCAACGUGCGCCGGAAGCCCUUCUCCUUCCAGUGGUGGAAGAUGGUGCCCUGAGCCCGGCCCCUCCCAGAAUCCUCUCCUCCAACACCUCCUGGCCAGAGGCUUCUGGUCCCCUGCGGUGUCACAGUGUACAGCUCUUGGGGACAUUUUGGCUCCCCAGAGGUGACCAACCCUUCCAGCAAUGGCUUGCUUCCUUGGAUCCCAAGAUCGUCUUGGCAUUGCAAGCUCAGUUCUGGCUACAAGAAGCUGCAAUAAAGUUUUGGAUUUUUAAAAA